ACAUGUUUGUGUGUCAUAUGGACUCAUUAAUUAAAAUACGUAUUUGAUUAUAUAAAUUAAAUUUGAAUGACAAUGGAAAACUAAACAUUUAAAUGUUUACAGCAGAAGAAGAAUCACACACCGACUUUAAUUUUUUAAACGAUGAUGCGGAAGUAGCGCUAUUUUACGCACGCUAGCAAAAGUUGCAGCAAAGUUGCUGACUCCUGCUCACAAGAUUACGCUUAAAAAAAAAUGAAAUAAACUUACCAAAUAGUUAUUUUUUGGCUUGUGGGGAUGUCAAAAAGAGAGAACGAGGCAGCCAAAGUGAUGACUGAGGCGAUGGAUGAAACAAUGCAACGACUACACGAAAGAUUCCAAGCUAUCUCUGAACAACUGGAAGGACAAAUAGAUGAGAUGGGAACACGCAUCAGUGGCCUUGAGAGGAACGUAACAGAGCUGAUGACCGAAGCCGGCAUGGAAGAUCGGCCUGUUUCUAAAAUGAGCGACCUUCUCCCUAACUAGUUAAAAAAAAAAAUGUAUAUAUCAAUUUCAGCACAUUCCAAAAUAUUCCUACACCUGCAGCGAGCCAAGUAUAUAUAUAUGCAUUUACUACCUCUGCGCACCGUUCACAAUAGUGUUAUACGAUGGCUCCAAAAGUAACUCAGACACUUUAAAGCCAAAGAAAAUCACAAGUGGCCUUUUGACAAGUCAGCAAGAAGACAGCACUCAGAAAAACAAACAGUAUUACGCCUGUCCUAACAUUCUAGAGCACUGGUUCUUGAAAUGGUACAAAAAGUACCACAUGCACGGAUAGAAAAGUAUUUGCAAAGUCAAAUAUUUUUUGGACUAAGCUAUGCACCGUGUCAAUGUGCUCCCAAUUGCCAAAUAAAGAUGUAUUGACACAGA
Nerophis ophidion (straightnose pipefish) is the source of this 885-nucleotide messenger RNA. RefSeq names its product heat shock factor-binding protein 1. The record is from RefSeq and is a predicted model, not a curated record. The coding region runs from base 274 to 501 and encodes 75 amino acids. Gene Ontology annotation, cellular component: nucleus; cytosol. NCBI's taxonomy places the organism in Eukaryota, Metazoa, Chordata, Actinopteri, Syngnathiformes, Syngnathidae. The transcript is spliced from 3 exons. Gene Ontology annotation, biological process: cellular heat acclimation. Gene Ontology annotation, molecular function: transcription corepressor activity.